Molecule: messenger RNA, 333 nt
Organism: Pestalotiopsis fici W106-1
Lineage: Eukaryota; Fungi; Ascomycota; Sordariomycetes; Amphisphaeriales; Sporocadaceae
Product: 60S acidic ribosomal protein P2
Exons: 2
Coding region: 1-333 (110 amino acids)
Biological process (GO): translation; cytoplasmic translational elongation
Cellular component (GO): cytosolic large ribosomal subunit; ribosome
Molecular function (GO): structural constituent of ribosome
Source: RefSeq, a predicted model, not a curated record
AUGAAGCACCUCGCCGCUUACCUUCUCCUCACCCUGGGUGGUAACACCUCCCCCAGCGCUGCUGACGUCAAGGAGGUCCUUGAGUCCGUCGGUAUCGAGGCUGACUCCGAGCGCCUGGACAAGCUCCUCUCUGAGCUCGAGGGCAAGGACAUCAACGAGCUGAUCGCUGAGGGUUCUUCCAAGCUCGCUUCCGUUCCCAGCGGCGGUGCUGGUGGUGCUGCCGCUGGUGGCGCCGCUGCCGCCGGUGGUGCCGCCGAGGAGGCCAAGGAGGAGGAGAAGGAGGAAGAGAAGGAGGAGUCCGACGACGACAUGGGAUUCGGUCUCUUCGACUAA